AUGAGCACCAUCAAAAAGAGGACAAAUGUCAAAUUGGCGAAAAUAUUCUAUAAAUAUGCCGACAGGAUUAAUCGGGAGGUUACUGAGGUUGAAGCUGUAGAGCCUGAAAUUGAAGAGGAGUCGUACCCGCCAUGCAAUUUUUCUUGGUUCGUCCCAAACAAAAUUGCGGCCAUGGCCUGUCCUCAAAGCGUUGGCAACUUGAAUUAUUUAGCCGACGCGGGUAUAAAACACUUAAUCACGCUGUCACCGGAGAGGAUUCCGCCAUUAUUAGAAUGUAAAAAGCAAUUGAAAUGGACAAAAAUCUCGAUCAAAGAGUUCGAAGCUCCGACCUUGAAACAGAUCAUAAAAUUCAUCGGCAUUUGUAAAAAUGCGGAAAUCACUGGAGAGGCUGUGGGUGUCCACUGUCGCACUGGACGUGGACGUACCGGUACUCUGCUUGCUUGCUACCUCGUGUUCUUCAAGAAUAUGGCACCAGAAAGAGCUAUUCUUACAGCUAGAGUGCAGAGACCUGGGUCUUGUGAUACGCCAGAACAGGAAAAGAUGGUGUGCCACUACAAUGACUGCAUUAGAGGUACUUUAACCAAAUCUGAUUAUCGACUAGUGGACGACAAACUUUAUUUCGAUUUUAAUAUGAAAUACAUGUAUCCAGAUGAAGAAUUAGUUCUAGAAGAAAAACCAGAAUUCCCAAAAAUAGAAACUUUAAAAGAAAAGCUUCUAAAAGAUGCAGAAUUUAUAAAGAAAGUUGAUAAAGUGGAGGCUGAGAGAAAAAAGAGAAUGAAAACUAUGGUUAUUAAUCAUAGGAUUUAUUUC
Brenthis ino (lesser marbled fritillary) is the source of this 810-nucleotide messenger RNA. The record is from the annotation of a GenBank genome assembly. NCBI's taxonomy places the organism in Eukaryota, Metazoa, Arthropoda, Insecta, Lepidoptera, Nymphalidae.